AUGUCCUCUUCAUCCAAGUCGGCGCAGGACGACCCGGAGCCUGACCUCCACGGCGGGUUUCGCCCCAACGUACGAAGCACUCUGGCGGAAGUCGGGAGCGAUGGCAACAGGGUGGUGGUGCAAGACUUUUUUGCUGCCUCAGCCAACCCGCCUCCGGCUGCGGAAACUGCUGCGCCUUCAUCCCGCGUUGACGCAGCAGCCGCCGCCGCUGCGGCAAGGAGAGAAAAGGGCCGUGUCAGAUUCAAUAGCAACGCUGGAGCGUCGCAGGUCCCACUUGUCAACUUGAGGCCGCCUUCCAAGACACCGGAGCGACAGGAUACGCCCUCCCCAAAGCUACGGCCGUCCAUCCUGAGGGCAAACUCUUGUGGGGCCGUCAUCACAACCAAGGAUCUCCGAAUGGGCUCAGGCGUAGACUCUGAAAAGGCAAUCUCUGCCGUUGCCGCCCAGGAACGAGCUCAGCAAGUCGCGGCGAGGGUUCUUCGCGACUCUCCUCCAGGAUCUCGAGCCUCCAUAGAGUCGUCGAGCACGACGGUUGGGGAGCGCGAUGGGGCUUUACUUCCCAGCGACAUCCCCCUUCGAAGGCUGGCAGAAUCAGCCGUGGCAACCGACCGACAACCUCCGACACCGGAAAACGACGAAGACGAACGGGAGGCGACCGAGGAAGAGGCGUACGAUCUUGUCAAGUCCCACACUCGACGAUUUGCGUCGUCCAACUCCCCCAGCUCCCCUGCGGACGACGAGGCCGUUGCUGGCCCGUCUCGGGUCACGCCGAGCGACCUGAACGGAGGGCUGUAUGACGGAGUGUACACCGUGCCGGCUCCGAAGCAGUAUCGCGGAAACGUUCUUUCUCAGCUGUUGAAGUUGUAUAAGCCCACGGAUUCGGGACCCCAAGGCGCGCAUCACAGCCGCAACUGGAGCUCGUCGACUGCCGCAGGAUCAUGGACGCCGCCAGGAUUGGAAUCCGGCACUGCCACGCCCAACACCUGUCGCAGGAAGUGGUACGAAAACAACCGCUCUCAGGACACACUAGCCAACCUCGUGGAGGCUUCCACGCGGCUGGCGAACCCGAACAUGCAGGUUCCCGAGCCGAAAAGCCCCGGCAAACCAAAGCGCCCCGGCAACAAAAGGCGAACAAGCAACGGACGCCUCAGCGCGUACUGGCAUAAAGAAGAGGCCCGCAUCACGGUGCACAUUGCCGAAACUCUGUCGCGACAAGACUACAUCAUCAAGCUCUGCCGGGCGCUGAUGCUGUACGGCGCGCCUACGCACAGGCUGGAAGAGUAUCUCACCAUGACGGCCAGGGUGCUGGAGAUUGACGGCCAGUUUCUGUACCUGCCCGGCUGCAUGCUGAUUUCCUUUGACGACAGGUCAACCCACACGACCGAGGUGCGCAUCGUCCGCGUCGCCCAGGGCAUCGACUUGGGCAAGCUCAAGGACGUCCACCACAUCUACAAGGAGGUGAUGCACGACGUCAUAGGCGUGGACGAGGGGAUUCGUCGACUCGAUGAGCUCAUGAGCUCCCGCGACAAGUUUGGCGCUUGGACGAGGGUUGUCGUCUUUGGGUUGACCAGCGCCACCUGCGCUCCCUUCUCCUUCUCGGCACGCCUAAUCGACCUGCCCGUCGUGUUUUGCCUCGGUUGUCUGGUCGGGUUUCUGCAGUUGAUUGUGGCGCCCAUGUCGAAACUGUACAGCAACGUGUUUGAGGUGACGGCCACAAUCAUUGUCAGCUUGCUGGCCCGCGCUUUUGGCAGCAUCGCCGACGGCAAGCUGUUUUGCUUUUCAGCCCUGGCGCAAGGCGGCAUUGUCAUGCUCCUGCCCGGAUACUCUGUUUUGUGUUCAGCUCUCGAGCUCCAGUCCCGCGCCGUCGUCCCCGGGUCCAUCCGGAUCGUGUACGCCAUCAUCUACUCGCUCCUCCUCGGCUUCGGAAUCACCAUUGGCGCCUCUCUCUACGGGCUCUUCGACAACGACGCCACGUCCGCCACCACGUGUCACGACCCCAUGUCGAGCUCCUACGGCUUCAUCUUUGUGCCAUUCUUCAUCUUGUGCAUCAGCAUCCUCUAUCAGGCCAAGUGGCAGCAGAUGCCCGUCAUGAUCCUCAUCGCCUUCGUCGGCUACAUUGUCAACUUCUUCAGCAGCCUCAGGUUUGUCGGCAGCCCGCAAAUCUCCAACACGCUCGGCGCGCUGUCGGUCGGCAUCCUGGCCAACUUGUACUCCCGGCUACGGCACGGGGUGGCGGCCGCGACGCUCAUCCCCGCCAUCUUCGUCCAGGUGCCGGGAGGUUUGGCGUCGACCGGUGGUCUGUUGAGCGGGCUCAGCACGGCCAACAGGCUUACCAACUCUUCGACGGUGAUCAACGGCACCAGCACCGUGCAUUUCAACCAGGCCGAGCCGCUCAACACCGUCAUCUUCAACGUCGCCGCGUCCAUGAUACAGAUUGCCAUUGGCAUUGCCGUGGGCUUGUUCAUGAGCGCCAUGGUAAUUUACCCGCUGGGGAAGCGACGAAGCGGACUGUUUAGUUUCUAG
This is a messenger RNA of Ustilaginoidea virens, 2523 nucleotides long. RefSeq lists its product as uncharacterized. Gene Ontology annotation, biological process: transmembrane transport. Bases 1 to 2523 code for a protein of 840 amino acids. The record is from RefSeq and is a predicted model, not a curated record. Gene Ontology annotation, molecular function: transmembrane transporter activity. The transcript is spliced from 2 exons. NCBI's taxonomy places the organism in Eukaryota, Fungi, Ascomycota, Sordariomycetes, Hypocreales, Clavicipitaceae.